Molecule: messenger RNA, 2102 nt
Organism: Pteronotus mesoamericanus
Lineage: Eukaryota; Metazoa; Chordata; Mammalia; Chiroptera; Mormoopidae
Gene: AKAP7
Product: A-kinase anchoring protein 7
Exons: 10
Coding region: 226-1281 (351 amino acids)
Cellular component (GO): cytosol
Molecular function (GO): protein kinase A regulatory subunit binding
Source: RefSeq, a predicted model, not a curated record
CAGAGCUGCUGCCAGCCUACACUCGCGGCCCGUUAGCGCCGACAUCAUGGAGCGCCCCGAAGCGGGUAUUACGGCCUUAUUUCGUCCAUUUCUCUCUAGCACCUAUAUUGGACUUUUAUUUUUACAAUGAGGAAACCAAAGCAUGGAGGUCAAGUGACUUGUUGAUUGUCACACAGCUCUCAGCAGUUAUCCAGAUAAGGAGUAAAUUCCAAUGAAUGUAAAAAUAUGUCAAGAAAAAGGGAAAUGUCAGAAGAAUUUGAAGCCAAUACUAUGGAUCCUCUGGUCGAUAUGCCAUUUGCUACGAUAGAUAUUAAAGAUGAUUGUGGAAUCACUGAUGUACCUCAAAUAGAUUUGGAGAAAGGCAAAGAAGAUGAAUGGAUCAGUAAAGAUCAAAUAAAGAAGAGGAAAAAAAAGCACAAAGACUAUCAACCCAACUAUUUCCUAUCCAUUCCGAUCACCAACAAAGAGAUUACAAGAGGAAUUAAGAUCCUGCAAAAUGCAAUAAUAGAACAAGAUAAGCGGCUGGCCAAGGCAAUGGCCAGUCACGGUUCCUUUCAUAUUACCCUGCUAGUGAUGCAGCUGUUAAAUGAAGAUGAAGUAAACAUUGGCGUUGAUGCUCUUUUGGAAUUAAAACCAUUCGUAGAAGAAAUCCUUCAAGGAAGACAUUUGAUGUUGCCCUUUCAAGGGAUUGACACUUUUGGAAAUCAGGUUGGAUUUGUGAAAUUGGCAGAAGGAGAUCAUAUAAACCCACUUUUGGAGAUUGCAGAGGCUGCAAAAAGGACAUUUCAAGAAAAAGGCAUCUUGGCAGGAGAAAGCAGAAGUUUUAAGCCCCAUUUGACCUUCAUGAAAUUGUCCAAAGCACCAUGGCUCCGGAAGAUGGGAGUGAAAAAAAUAGACCCCAAGUUCUAUGAAAAAUUUAUCAGUCACAGAUUUGGAGAAGAAAUGGUGCGUCGCAUCGAUCUUUGCUCCAUGCUGAAGAAAAAGCAAAGUAAUGGUUAUUAUCAUUGCGAGUCUUCGAUUAUGAUUGGCGAGUCCUCUACAAUCCUGCAGAGCUACAGAAAGGAUACCCCCAGCUGGCCAAGUGGUGAUAAGAAUGGAGGUGAGCCUGAUGAUGCUGAACUGGUAAAGCUCAGUAAGAGGCUGGUGGAGAACGCAGUGCUCAAGGCCGUCCAGCAGUAUCUGGAAGAAACACAGAACAAAAACAAGCCAGGGGAUGGGAGCUCUGUGAAAACUGAAGAGGCUGAUAGGAAUGACACUGACAAUGACAACGACAGGAAAUGAGACCCAAAUGCAGGCAGGCCCUGCUGCCCCGCGAGAAGCAUCUCUGCUCCCCUCUGCUGAGCCAAUGGACCGAUUUGCAAUGUGCUGUAGAAGUGUCUCUUCUCCAGCCUAUGUAGGUUGCCUAAUGCUCUCAUGGUCAAUGUGUUUGCACUUCUGAAACACAACAGAAGAAAAAUGGAGUGCUGGGAUUAGCAGAGGAAAUUAAUUUAUGAAAGAAGAAUGGCCCAAUUUUCACUCACCCUCACCCAUAGCCAAGGGAGAGGGGACUUUGGGUUAUGCCUCAUGGACUCAAAGGCUGUGGAAGGGGCCUUGCCAUAAUUGGAAUACUGCCGUUCAUAUUGCUUAGCAGGGCAUUUGACUACUUGAUCUGAGGCCAACACGCACACACAGCUGACAAGUGCUAAGUUUAAAAUAAUUACUGUUGAAAUUAUCCAUAUAGUUAGUCCAUAAUGUUUUAUGUUGGUCCUACGUAUGCUGUAGCUAUGCAGUGAUCUUUAUUUACAGUAAAUUUGUUUCAGGUAAAUAAUAUAUUUUUUGGCAAAAUGCAACCUUUUCUAUAAAACGUGGGCAACAUUUUAAAGGUUUCUUUUUAACCCUCUUUUGAUAAGCAAGUGUACCACAUUUAAUGUUUUUCAUUGGCAUUUGUAUGUAAAAUGUUUUAUAAAUUUUUUUUCUGUAGGCAAGAGACCUAUUGGAAUCCGGGACUUAAUUAAGGAAGCUUUGCAUCAAGAAAGAAUGGUUCAGAAGUCCAAAGUGAAACAGAUAAAAGAACUUUUAUUAAAGCCUGAUAUUCAGGCCAAAAUUAGAAGGGAGCUUUUUGA